This is a messenger RNA of Anthonomus grandis grandis, 1358 nucleotides long. RefSeq names its product reticulocalbin-2. The coding region runs from base 201 to 1208 and encodes 335 amino acids. Gene Ontology annotation, cellular component: endoplasmic reticulum. Gene Ontology annotation, molecular function: calcium ion binding. The transcript is spliced from 6 exons. The record is from RefSeq and is a predicted model, not a curated record. NCBI's taxonomy places the organism in Eukaryota, Metazoa, Arthropoda, Insecta, Coleoptera, Curculionidae.
GCCCUUAUGUACUAGAUGUUCCAUAUUUGACACUUCUUUUUAUUUAUUUUGCUUUCAGUUCAAGAUUUAAUAUUCAAAUUUAAGACAAUUCUCUAACAAUUUUUUUAAUUAUUCGAAGCCUUAAUUAAUUAAAAAUCUCUUUAAAACAUUUCCUGUUCUCGAUUCUUAGUUCCACUGUUAUAUAAAGUGGCGAUAUAAAAAUGGUAACAUUUCAUAAACUGUGCCUAAACUUUUGUGUCUUCCUAAUCUGCCAAUGUUUGUGUUCUGCUGCUGUGGUUUCUAAUAAACUCCAUGGGGCCCAUGAACAUUUAACUAAAGAACGUGAGAAGGAUGGACCUUAUUCCCCACAGGAUCAGCAUGUACAUUAUGAUGACUCGGGAGCCCAUCAGAAUCAUUUUGACCACGAAGCUAUACUAGGUAGCAGUAAAGAAGCAGAAGAAUAUGAUACGUUACCCCCUGAAGAAGCCAAAAAGCGCCUGGCCAUUCUUUUAAAAAAAAUGGAUACUUCUCAUGAUGGUUAUAUUGACAGAACAGAGCUGCAAGCAUGGAUUCUAAAAUCAUUUAUGACCCUAGCAGAAGAAGAAGUACAGGAAAGGAUGGAAGAUAUGGAUGAAAACGGUGAUGGAUUAGUUAGUUGGGAAGAGUUUAUCGCUGAUACUUACGGGGUGCUAGAAAAUACACAAAAUUUGCAGUUUAAUGAUGAUAAUUACCAUUUAAUAAAAGAAGAUAGAGAAAUGUGGGAGGCUGCAGAUAAGAAUGGCAAUGAUAUCUUAGAUGAAGAUGAAUUUAAAAGGUUUCAUUCUCCAGAGGACUAUCCGGAAAUGAGGAAUAUUAUUAUUAAUCAAACCCUAAAAAAUAAAGAUACAGAUAAAGAUGGAUCUAUUAGUUUUCAGGAGUUUAUUGGUGAUAAGGGAGCCUUAAUGGACAAAGAGAAUUUGUUGAUAGAACAAAAUAAAUUCGAUCAUGACUUUGACAGGGAUAAUGAUGGAAAAUUGACUGGAGAUGAAAUAUUGUAUUGGAUUGUGCCUAGCAACGAGGAUAUUGCUAAUGAAGAAGUAACUCAUUUGUUCGCAUCCAGCGAUGACGAUCAUGAUGACCUGCUUAGUUUCGAGGAGGUCAUUGAGCAUCAUGACAUAUUCGUUGGCAGUGAGGCUACCGAUUAUGGCGACCACUUGCAUAACAUACAUCAUCUUGAUGAUGAGUUAUGAUUUAAUUUUGUUGGUUUUGCUGUUUUCAGUUAUUUAUUUUUGUUUAAGGGCAUUGAUAAUACUUAACCAGUGCCUAACCUGAUCUGACUACUAUUUUAGACUACUUAAUGUGAUUUGAUUAUUUAUUAUUAGUUGAUAGAUUUUGUGUGC